Messenger RNA from Cylindrotheca closterium, 492 nucleotides. NCBI's taxonomy places the organism in Eukaryota, Bacillariophyta, Bacillariophyceae, Bacillariales, Bacillariaceae. The record is from the annotation of a GenBank genome assembly.
AUGCCACGCUGCAUGGUUUCUCGCCAAAAGCAGCAGCAGCAGCAGCAGCAGCAGCAUGCGGCCUCAACCCUUCUAGGAAAACCAGCAGCAAAAGGACCUAGCCCAACGAACACUUUUUCAAAUGGCGAUUUCAUUCAAUUGAGGAUGUUUCAAUCCGAAUCUGAAUAUCAUAGUAUUGCCAAUGAGACUUUGGAAGACAUUCAAGACGCUGUAGAGAUCGCCCUUGAAGAGAAGGGUGUUGGAGAGUUUGAUGUCACCUACGCCAGUGGAGUGCUAACAAUCGUGCUUCCAUCUCCGCAUGGGACCUACGUAAUUAACAAACAGACACCCAACCGUCAGAUAUGGUGGUCUUCGCCCAAGACUGGCCCGCGAAGGUACGAAUAUGAAGAAGGGGAAUGGGUAUUUACACGAGAUGAGUCGCAGUCAACGACACUUGUGCAAUCACUGAAAGAGGAAAUUCAUGAAAUCUAUGGUAUUGAUCUAGAUUUAUGA